Molecule: messenger RNA, 771 nt
Organism: Microdochium trichocladiopsis
Lineage: Eukaryota; Fungi; Ascomycota; Sordariomycetes; Xylariales; Microdochiaceae
Product: putative rRNA and tRNA processing protein
Exons: 2
Coding region: 1-771 (256 amino acids)
Biological process (GO): rRNA processing; tRNA 5'-leader removal
Cellular component (GO): ribonuclease MRP complex; ribonuclease P complex
Molecular function (GO): ribonuclease P RNA binding
Source: RefSeq, a predicted model, not a curated record
AUGGCGGGCGCCGCCAAAAACGACGAGCCCCGAGCCCAGUCGCUCACUCACAGCCUCCUCGCCCGCGCCCACAGCCCAGACAGCACCCAGCGAAUCUACACCGACAAGAUCCAGCACCGGCCGCUGCUCCUUCGCCCGUCCUCCCCACCUCCAGUCGCGACCUCCGGCCCGGGUCCCGACGCCCGCGCAGCCCGCCGUGUCGCCAGAAGACGCCACCUCUCCCAGAAGACCAGCAAGCGGCGGGCCGCAGGACUCAAGCCCGAACCUCUCUCUGCCCGGCAGCGCAGGCGCAUGGGCCUGUACGAUCUUCCGCGCGACAAGCAGGCCUAUGCCGUGUUCGAACCGCUCCACGCGCUCUGGCUGGGAUAUAUCCGCGAGAUACUGGGGAAUGAGCUGUUCACAGGUGGGCAGACGGCAGCGGCGAAGUUAGCCUCGGCGGAUAUCCACGGUGCUCGAGUGCGUGUCUCCAGGAGCUCGUGCCCGAGCAGGGUCGGCAUUGAGGGCAUCGUGGUACGCGACUCGCGGUAUGCGGUCCAGAUUGUCACGCGCAAGAACACAGUCAAGCUUGUGCCAAAGGAGGGCACCAUAUUCCGCGUUGAGGUUCCGGCUCCCGGAAAGCCAAUAACAACAACGAGCAAGCAGACACAGCCACACGCAGAUUCCGGACAGGACGAAAUCUUCGUGUUCGAGAUUCUGGGCGAUCAAUUUCAGACACGAUCUGCUGACCGCGCUAAUCGCAAGUUCCGUGCUCACUUCUUGGACAACUUAUGA